AUGCGUGAGUAUGUCCCUACAAUUCCAUUCCCUCAAAGGUUGAAGAAGCAAGAACAAGCGAAGCAAUUUACAAGAUUUCUUGAUGUCUUUAAGAAGUUCCACAUUAAUAUUCCAUUUGCUAAAGCAUUGGAGCAAAUGCCAAGUUAUGCUAAAUUCAUGAAAGACUUGUUGUCAAAGAAAAGGAAGCUUCAAGAAGAGGAAACAAUUAUGCUCACAGAGGAGUGCAGUGCAAUAAUUCAACAAAAAUUACCUCCUAAGUUGAAGGAUUCAGGAAGCUUUGUCAUUCCAUGUGAGAUUGGAAAUAUAACGGUGGGUAAGGCAUUGUGUGACCUUGGAGCAAGUAUCAAUUCGAUGCCUUUAUCCAUUUUUAAAAGGCUAGGUAUUGGAGAAGUGAAGCCUACUAUGAUAACUCUACAAUUGGCAUACCGUUCAAUGACUUAUCCUUAUGGAAUUGUGGAAGAUGUCUUAGUGAAGGUGGAUAAAUUUAUCUUUCCAGCUGAUUUUGUGGUUCUUGACAUAGAGGAAGAAGCUAAAGUCCCAAUUAUAUUGGGAAGACCAUUUUUAGCCACAGGAAGAGCACUGAUAGAUGUAGAACAAGGUGAAUUGAUGUUAAGAGUAGUAGAUGAAAAAGUAACAUUUUCUAUAAAUGAAGUAGUGAACCAUAAAUUAGACAAAGCAGAUUAUUUCAAGGCUGAAAUAAUUGAGUCUCUUGUGUAG
Molecule: messenger RNA, 717 nt
Organism: Vigna umbellata (rice bean)
Lineage: Eukaryota; Viridiplantae; Streptophyta; Magnoliopsida; Fabales; Fabaceae
Source: RefSeq, a predicted model, not a curated record